Molecule: messenger RNA, 3440 nt
Organism: Pseudonaja textilis
Lineage: Eukaryota; Metazoa; Chordata; Lepidosauria; Squamata; Elapidae
Gene: UBE2J2
Product: ubiquitin conjugating enzyme E2 J2
Source: RefSeq, a predicted model, not a curated record
UUUAGUUGGGCCUGCCCUGGGCAGCCAUCUUGGAGGGUCGCGGUGGCCGGAGCUGGGCAGCCGCGUCUGAAGGAGACUGAGGUGCCGCCGGGUUGAGAAGCUGACUCCGGCGCCCGGCUGCCCUCCUCCCCCUUCCCCCGCCCCGAGCAAGAGGAUCGGAGCCUAGCGAAGAGCGAUGAGCAACUCCAGCAACAAGCGCGCCCCCACCACGGCCACCCAGCGACUCAAACAGGACUACCUGCGCAUCAAAAAAGAUCCAGUGCCUUAUAUUUGUGCUGAGCCUUUGCCAUCCAAUAUCCUUGAGUGGCAUUAUGUUGUACGAGGACCUGAAAUGACACCCUAUGAAGGUGGCUACUACCAUGGGAAGUUAAUUUUCCCCAGAGAAUUUCCUUUUAAACCUCCUAGUAUUUAUAUGAUUACACCAAAUGGAAGAUUUAAAUGCAAUACAAGGUUGUGUCUUUCCAUUACUGAUUUCCACCCCGACACGUGGAACCCAGCUUGGUCAGUCUCCACAAUCUUGACGGGCCUUCUUAGUUUUAUGGUUGAAAAAGGGCCCACUCUGGGCAGUAUAGAAACAACAGAAUUUACGAAGAGGCAACUGGCUUCGCAGAGUUUAGAAUUUAACGUAAAAGACAAAGUCUUUUGUGAAUUGUUUCCCGACAUGGUGGAGGAAAUCAAGCAGAAACAGAAGGCCCGAGAGGACCUCCACAGCCGGCCAACGGCUCUCCCACUUCCAGAUGUCAUCCCCGAUGGGGAAGCUCAUCACGGGCAGAACGGCCUGCCGGUUCUUAACGGGCACCCGCCUUUGGCGGCGGCCAACAACCCCCUUGGCCUCCAGCAAGCUAACCGCCACCACGGACUCCUGGGUGGAGCUUUGGCGAACUUGUUCGUUAUAGUGGGCUUCGCGGCCUUCGCCUACACAGUGAAGUACGUCUUGAGGAGCAUCGCGCAGGAAUGAGACGCUCUGGAGUUCUUUCUUCCUUCCUCCCAAGUCUGGAUUCUGAGACCAAAGUAACAGGAGUGGCAGGAAGGAAACAAAAGGAAACAAAAACAUUUGGGACUCUGUGGGUCUCGUACUCCCGACUGUGGGCUUAACUGCUGUGAUGUGUACAGGGUUUCUCCCCCCCCCUUUUUUUUUUUUUUAAACUUACUGGUUUGGCCCAUGGAAUUGGUUUCGUCGGAGGGGAGGGGAAACCCUGUUUGGGAUUGAAAAGGAUGGGAUGGGAUGGAGCAAGGAAGAGGACAAAUACGCUGUCUCCCAAGAAAAGAAGAAAAAAGAAAAAAAAAACGCUUUCUGAAAACAGGCAAACAAAUUGUAGGAUCUAAAUUGACCGGCCUACAAAAAAUCCCCAUGUUUCUUUUCCUUUUUUUUCUUUUUUCUUUUCCGGUGCAGUGUCUGAAUCCGUUCUAACAAUCUCGGAGCUUUUGAGAACGUGGGCGGAAGCAUCCACUUUAAAGGCAACGUGGGGUUUGGGGCGAGAAGAAGAAGAUAGGGUGGGAGAACAUGGGCAACCCUUGCCUGUUUUAAUACGGGUUGGUAGCUGAGGAAGGGGAGCUCUCGUUUCCUUAAGAUUUCCCCCCACUUAGAUCUCCUCGCUUGACGUGUUGUUGGUGUCUGCUGCCGAACAGGUUCCCAGUGCGAGCAGGUGUUUGUGUGAACACUAGAUCCUCAAGGAAGCAUUUUCUCAUAAGAAGCUGGCAAUGCGGGAGAGUGAACUUCAAGAGUUCUUUUUAAAGUCGAGCCCAAACUCAUCCCCAAAUUCUGGCCCCAUAAAAACUUGCCCAAUUGCUCCUUAAAGAGAGAGAGAGAGAGACGUGAGAAUUGAACGGCCAGGUCUAACCAGCUCUCUCCUGGACCUUUUUGACGAGCAUUUAAAAAAAAAAAAAAGUUUAAAAGUUUGGUGUUCUGUGUUCUUUUUUUUUUUUUCUUCCCCCAAAAGGACCCCGUUUGAUGACUUGGGGUUUGCAAUCAUGUUAUGUUUUGUCAAUUCAUCUCCAGGUUUUGCUGCUAUCAAGAGAAGGGAAAUGAAAGAGCUAAGCCCAGAUGGGUGAUGGGGGAAGGAAUUUUUCCAUAAAUUCCUUCUAGGUUUGACGACAACACCCCCCCACACACACACACACCCAGGGCUUUGGCCUGUUGUCUGCAUUAGUUGUAGGCUUUCUUUUGCUCCAGUUGAAGGUAUCUUUCUGAAGCAGGAGUCACUCAAAAUUUUACAUGCUUUACGGGAGAAGUUAAACAGAUAAUGUUGGGUGGGGGGAGAGAAAGACCCCGAUUUAUUCUCAAAUAAGCUGGACCUUUUAACAUUCCUCAUUCUGGGACAGGCAAAGAAACCCCAGAGUUAUGCUUCUGGAAUUAGUAGAAUGGUCCUGUCCAUCCAGCUUAUCUGGCCGGCUUGGGGUUACUGAUGCAUAUAUCUCCCCAUAGCCAAAAAAGACAAGAAAAAAAGAGAGACCGCUAAGCCCGACCCAUUUAGCCUGGUUUUAUCAGCCCUCCUUCCACCGAUAUUGCCAAGGUUGACAGAGCCCUGUACUGCUAAAAACGUCUUUUAAAGCUUUCCUUUGGUUCGAAGGUAUUUUAAAGAUGUGAUUUCUGCUUUCCGUUAAGGUCUGAGUUAUUGGUUUUAUUCCAAUUUUUGUAUAGCUUCCUUUUUCUCCUCCCCCUGGAACCCAUACACAAAACGAAUUGGAAAAGUUUGACUUUACGGAACGAUAAUGGAGUAUCGACUGGGGAAAGGCAUCUAGAAAGGAUGAAUUAAAUCCCUAAGCUGUUUAACUUAGACGAAGGAUGAAUUAAUCUGCUUUCAACCAAUUUCUCUGGCAGUAGGUGUGGUUUAGUUGUAAUUCUCCCAGUAGCUCUAUCAGUGAAACAGACGUUUGUUAAAAUAAAUCUUAUUGUCAGCGUAUGAAUAGGGGAGGGGGGGUGGAGAGAGAUGACCACGAUUGAAAAUAAUUUUAAGAAAGCCGUCUCAAAUAUGCCAGACGCUGUUGUGGGUUACAUCUCCCGUCAUCCCUGGGCAACAGGGUUCAAGGACAAAUUGGAGAAGGGUACUCGGUUGGGGAGACUAAUUUAAAAUAUGUAUUUCCAUUUUUAGAAAUACUUCAGGGAUUGUGUGACGUUCUCCCCGUCUCCCUCUUUUGUUGAAAUUUUGUUGUUGGUUUUUUUUCUUCUUCUUCUUCUUCUUCGCCUUCUGUCCCAUGCUUUGCACCCGCAGUUGUCACGAGAUCUUAAAUGUACAUAUUCGUGCAAAGGCAUUUCUUUCUACUUGAAAAAAAAAAAAAAAAAGGAAGCCGCAGCGACGGCAGCCUAGGUCACAUUCUUUAGUACCUUAAAGGGGUGGCAAAGAGGCCUGUUCAGGUGACACGUGACUUGGUUCACAAAUGGAGCUAAGCUUGGGUUUGUUUAACCGUAGUUCGUUGAAUAAAUCGCUGUCUUGAGUUCA